Messenger RNA from Oppiella nova, 1238 nucleotides. NCBI's taxonomy places the organism in Eukaryota, Metazoa, Arthropoda, Arachnida, Sarcoptiformes, Oppiidae. The record is from the annotation of a GenBank genome assembly.
CACCCCCGCCUCUCCCGCUCCCCCGCGCGCUCCCCCGACAGGCCUUCCAAACAGUUAUCUCUUUGGAGAUCAAGGAAUGCGAUAAACGCUGGAAACCAAAGACAACAACAAAGCGAUGAAUGUUUUCGGAGGACUCGAAGGGGGCGCCUCCCUCUCGAAGAUCGUGUUGCUGUCGGCCGAGGGGCACGUGUUGGCGUCUGACGAGUCGGGACCGGCGACCAAUCACUGGAUGAUAGGAGUGGACGAGUGUUUCGCGAGAAUCGCGCGAAUGGUCGCCGACGCGCUCCGAAUGGCCGCUCUUCCGGCAGACACUCGUCUCGCGGCACUCGGACUCUGUCUCUCGGGCUGUGAAGACGAGGCUGCGAACGCGGAGAUGGCGGCGCAGUUCGAGCGACGGUACCCGUCGGUGGCGCGCGCGUGCGUCGUCGCGUCCGACACUUUGGGCUCUUUGUUGACGGCCACGCCCUCCGGAGGCGUCGUCCUGAUCGCCGGAACCGGAAGCAAUUGUCUGCUCUUCAAUCCCGACCAAUCGCACGUCAAGUGCGGCGGUUGGGGUCACGUGUUGGGCGACUGGGGCGCCGCCUUCCAGAUCGCGAACGAAGCCAUCAAAACCGUCAUCGAAGUCGAGGAGAACUUCCGGCGCGAAGAACACGACGUUUCGGGCGUUCGCGACGUCGUCUUCCGCCACUUCUCGGUCCACAAGACGUCCGAACUCUUGACUCCGAUUUACGCGCAUUUCGACAAAACCUCUUUCGCCGCUCUCUGUCGUCCUCUCGCGCUUCGUGAGUCCUUUCCGUCCAUAAACUCCGUCUAUUGCCUUCUCUCGCCCGCAGUGGCCGUCGAAAAGGACGACCCGUUGGCCAAAGCGCUGUUCCGAAGGGCGGCCGUGGAUUUGGCGAAACACGUGAACGCAGUGCUGCCUUCCGCGCACCCCUCGCUGCUCUCCCUUCCGGGCGGACUUCCCGUCGUUUGCGUCGGUUCUGUGUUCAAGAGCUGGCCGUUGCUUAGAGACGGCUUUUUCGCGACUCUCUCGCCGACAAUACGAGAGCUCUCUUUGCGUCGCUUAACGACAAGCAGUUCUUUUGGCGCCGCUUUUCUCGCCUCCAAACUCAACGCGCAAACAAUGCGAAUGCAUUUCGACGCCAACUCCGAGCUUUUGGACCGAUUCUCGCGCCAACAAUACGAGAAGCGCUGAAAGGGUUUUGAAUUUUGAAUAAAAGUAACGGAAUUUGUGAACA